UUUCUCCUCAGAUAAAAACCCUUCGUUUACUUCCCUGCAUUUGGCUCUUUCUUCUCUCUCUCCCUCCCUCUCCAGAUUCUAGAGAGAGAAGCUGAUGCAGAUAUGGAUAUCGGUUCAAGCUAAAGCUUCGAUCUUCUAAUGGCGUAAUAUUAAGCAAAAAAAUAUAUAUAAUAAUAAUAAAAAAGAAAUUUUCUUCUUUGUUUUCAGCCCAUUCUUCUCUGAAGAUGGCUUUAUUCGACGACGGCGAAGAGCUUCAAAACCCUCCAAUGGUGCUCGACGCUUUGUUCUGCGAAGAAGAGGGAUUGGGGGAGGAUUUGGGGGAAAACGAAGAGAACGAGAUUGCGAAGAAGCCCCAGGCUUUGGUCCUGCUCGAGAACGACCUGUUUUGGGAAGACGACGAGCUCGGAAACCUAAUCGCGAAAGAGGAGCGGCCCUGGUUUGAUUUCGAUUGCGGUGAUCUGAGCUCCGACGGCUCUCUAGUUGCGGCUCGGAAGGAGGCCGUCCACUGGAUUUUCACCGUCAAUGCACAUUAUGGCUUCUCUGCUCUGACGACUGUUCUCGCGGUGAACUACUUCGAUAGAUUCAUCUCAAGCCUCCAGUUCCAGAGGGACAAGCCGUGGAUGAGUCAACUCGCCGCCGUCGCUUGUCUCUCACUGGCCGCCAAAAUGGAGGAGACUCAUGUCCCUCUUCUUCUAGACCUCCAAGUUGAGGAAUCGAGAUUUGUGUUUGAAGCAAAGACUAUUCAGAGAAUGGAGCUUCUGGUGCUGUCGACUCUCAAGUGGAGGAUGCAUCCGGUGACCCCAAUUUCCUUCUUUAGUCACAUUGUUAGGAGGCUUGGUUUAAAGACCCAUUUGCAUUGGGAGUUUCUUUGGAGAUGUGAGCGCCUUCUUCUUUCUGUAAUUCCGGAUUCAAAAUUCGUGUGUUAUCUUCCUUCUGUAUUAGCUACUGCAACAAUGCUGCAUGUUAUCAAUGAGAUUGAGCCAUAUAAUCCGGUGGAGUACCAAGACCAGCUUUUGAGUGUACUUAAAAUCAAUGAGGACACAGUGAACGAGUGCUAUAAGCUCAUGCUCGAAACAUCAGGUGGCCAUGGAUACUCUCAGAGGCAUGGCCACAGCAAGCGCAAGCAUGUAUCCGUACCUGGCAGCCCAAAUGGAGUCAUUGACGCGUCUUUCAGCUGUGAUAACUCCAAUGAUUCUUGGGCUAUCGCAUCAUCUUCAUCAUCAUUAUCGUCCGUGGCAUGGACACCAGAGCCUCGAUUUAAAAGGAGCAGAGCACAGGAUCAGCAGAUGAGGUUGCCUCCAAUUAACCGUGUUUCUGUGGAUGUGCUUAGCAGCCCUCGUUAGGCUUUUGUCCUAUUGUCUUAUGGUACUAUAUACUAUCUCUCUUUAGCAAUAUUAUUGCACUAUCUGUUUCUGAUGUGCAAAAACACUCUGCUGCUCUGCUCCAUAUAUAUUUUUUGAUCAAAAUUUGUAACCAAUCCUAAGAAGUAUGUAGCAGACGGGAUGGGAAAAUGUUCUACUUUUCAUGAUUCAAGUAGGGAGAUAGUAGGAUCGGGAUUUUAGAAUAAUUAGAAGAGAUCUGAUUGUGGGGUUCAUCUACCAAUUCAGAAGCGUUUCCUUUUAACUGCUCGUCACACUAUUCUUGUAUGCAGUGGUCAUGAUCCGAAACAUAAUUCUUUAAUAACC
Molecule: messenger RNA, 1685 nt
Organism: Morus notabilis
Lineage: Eukaryota; Viridiplantae; Streptophyta; Magnoliopsida; Rosales; Moraceae
Product: cyclin-D3-3
Exons: 4
Coding region: 225-1343 (372 amino acids)
Biological process (GO): regulation of cyclin-dependent protein serine/threonine kinase activity; mitotic cell cycle phase transition
Cellular component (GO): cytoplasm; nucleus; cyclin-dependent protein kinase holoenzyme complex
Molecular function (GO): cyclin-dependent protein serine/threonine kinase regulator activity
Source: RefSeq, a predicted model, not a curated record